This is a messenger RNA of Cariama cristata (Red-legged seriema), 1584 nucleotides long. Its product is annotated as mitogen-activated protein kinase kinase kinase MLT-like. Lineage: Eukaryota; Metazoa; Chordata; Aves; Cariamiformes; Cariamidae. Gene Ontology annotation, molecular function: protein binding. Bases 1 to 1584 code for a protein of 527 amino acids. The transcript has 11 exons. The record is from RefSeq and is a predicted model, not a curated record.
AUGAUUUAUAUUCUUGCUCUUAUUCUUGUUUCUUCACCUAGAGAAACAGGAAGAUGUGAAAUUGAGGCAACCUUAGAGAGACUAAAGAAACUGGAGCGUGAUCUGAGCUUUAAAGAGCAGGAACUAAAGGAACGGGAGCGACGUUUGAGGAUGUGGGAGCAGAAGUUGACCGAACAGUCCAAUACUCCUUUGCUGCCCUCCUUUGAUAUUUGUGCAUGGACCGAAGAAGAUGUGUUUUUCUGGAUGCAACAACUUACUAGAAAAGGCGAUGCUUCUGGUGAAAUGAGUGUAUAUGCUAGCUUGUUUAAGGAACAUCACAUCACUGGGAAACGAUUGCUUCUUCUAGAAGAAGAGGAUUUAAAGGACAUGGGGAUUGUUUCCAGAGGACACAUCAUCCAUUUAAAGACUGCUAUUGAGAAGUUAACCCAUGACUACCUAAAUCUGUUUCAUUUUCCACCACUAAUUAAGGAUUCUGCAGGUGGAGCCGAAGAAAACAUAGAGAAAGUAGUGAAUCUUGAACUCGUUUUUGGUUAUCACUUGAAGCCGGGAAGUGGUCCAAAGGAUUGUAAAUGGAAAAUGUACAUGGAGAUGGACGGGGAUGAAAUUGCAAUAACCUACAUAAAAGAUGUGACAUUCAACACUAACCUACCUGAUGUAGAGAUUUUAAAGAUGACAAAGCCACCUUUUGUAAUGGAGAAAUGGAUUGUGGGGAUAGAAGACCACCAGUCUGUAGAAUGUGUUGUUACGUAUGAGAGUGACGUUAGAGCUCCCAAAACCACCAGGCACAUCCAAGCUAUCUGCUGGAGCAAGAUGAAAGCGCAGGACGAGGUCGAGACAGUACAGCUCAUGAUACAGACCUCACUCCCCAACUCAGAGGGGAAUUCAAGGAGCAGAUCCAACUCAAGCAUCGACAGCCAGUGGAUGCAGACGCUGCGGAUGCACCAAAUAGCGAAAGCCAUUUCCCUCCAGCAUGGCCACCCCCACAGCCCAACCACUGUCACCCACUACCUACCCUACCUUCGCAGCCAGGACUCCUACGCCGCUGCCGUGAGGAGGACACGCGGUCCUGUCAGUUACCAGUUCACGUCCAUCAGUCACUCCAGAAACUCCUCUCCCCUCUCGCACAGUUUGAUGAGAAACCUCUCGAAUAUGCACGUGAACUCAAAAGGCAGCAGCACCUCCAGCACGGCCUCCGACACCCCUUCGGAGAGGGACAGGUCGGCCGGCAAAGGCAGAAACGCCUCGCACAGCGGUAACUCCCGCAGCUCCUCGGACGGGCAGCGCAGCGGGACCAGCUCCCCGGUGCCCCCCCGGCACUCGGGAAGAGCCUGCAGGACUUCCUCGCCAGCAGCCCCCCUGGCCUCCCAGCACCGCAGGUACCCCCGCAGCCCCCCCCAGCCCACGGCCAUCCCGGGCAUGCCCCCGCAGGGCGAGAGCGAGCUCAGGAGGGGCGAAGGGGAGAGCAGAGUCAGCGAGGGGGGUUGGAUAAAGGUGCAGCAUGCAAAGAAGCCUCACAGGCAGACUGCCGGCAAGCCGGGGAAGGAGAGGCCCAGAGGGAGCUGGCGGGGCCGGAGGACGUUCUGA